Messenger RNA from Crotalus tigris (Tiger rattlesnake), 6756 nucleotides. It is a transcript of the gene ADPRHL1, whose product is annotated as ADP-ribosylhydrolase like 1. Gene Ontology annotation, biological process: protein de-ADP-ribosylation. The record is from RefSeq and is a predicted model, not a curated record. Bases 320 to 5446 code for a protein of 1708 amino acids. Lineage: Eukaryota; Metazoa; Chordata; Lepidosauria; Squamata; Viperidae. The transcript is spliced from 8 exons. Gene Ontology annotation, molecular function: ADP-ribosylarginine-[protein] hydrolase activity; magnesium ion binding.
UUGGCUUGUUUUGUCCUGGGGCUUCUGAGUUUUGCAACUAUACUUACUUGUGCUCUGCACACUUUCUAAGCUUGCAGCUUAAAAAUAAAUGGGAAAAUAUUUGGACUUAACAGUUUUAUCUUAACCAUUGGCUAUCAGAGAAGCAAUGGCAUAUGCAUGCCAGGAAAGGCCAGGCUUCCCUUAUACGGACAGUUCUUUGCAAUGACACUAUGGCUCCAAUAUAAAGUGUUGCUUAAUCUAAGCUAGAAGGCAAAGGAACAAAGAAACAUCAAGUGCCUGUUUGAGACCAAAGAGAACUGAAAAAGCACGUCAUUUAACAAUGGAGAAAUUUAAGGCUGCUUUGUUACUAGCAGGGGUAGGGGAUGCUUUGGGCUAUCGAAAUUUUAUUCAGGAAAACAAUGCUUUAGGUGCAAAGAUCCAAGAGGAAUUGAAAGAAAUUGGAGGACUCGGGAACCUGGUCUUGUCCUCUGACAAAUGGCCAGUAAGUGACAAUACUCUGAUGCACAUGGCAACAGCUGAAGCUCUCAUCACAGAUUAUUGGUGCUUAGAAGACCUGUAUCGCGAUGUUGUUAAACGUUAUGUUGAUGCAGUUGAAAAACUUCCUGAGAGAAGGUCAGAUCCUGCUACUAUUGAAGGAUGCUCCCAAUUGAAGCCAGAUAAUUAUCUUCUUGCUUGGCAUACACCCUUCAAUGAGAAAGGCUCAGGGUUUGGUGCAGCUACAAAAGCCAUGUGUUUAGGGAUGAAAUACUGGAAGCCCGAAAGACUGGAAACUCUCAUUGAAGUGAGCAUUGAAGUUGGACGAAUGACUCAUAAUCAUCCUACAGGCUUCCUAGGAUCCCUUUGUGCAGCUCUGUUUGUUUCAUAUGCUAUCCAAGGAAAGCCAUUGGUCCAGUGGGGAAGAGAGAUGAUGAAAGUCAUUCCAAUGGCCGAAGAAUACUGCAAAAAGACCAUCAGGCACAUGGCAGAAUAUCAGGAACACUGGUUUUACUUUGAAGCAAAAUGGCAAUUUUAUUUGGAGGAGAGAGAGAUCAAUGAAGAAAACCAGAAUAAACCUCAUUUUCCUGACAAUUAUGAUGCUGAAGAAAGAGAAAAAACUUACCGGAGAUGGAGUUCUGAAGGUCGUGGUGGAAGGAGAGGUCAUGAUGCUCCCAUGAUUGCAUAUGACGCUCUCUUAGGAUGUGGUGGUGAUUGGACAGAGCUUUGUAACAGGGCAAUGUUCCAUGGAGGCGAGAGUGCAGCUACGGGAUCAAUCGCUGGCUGCUUAUAUGGGCUGCUCUAUGGCCUCAACAAGGUUCCUAAAGGCUUAUACCAGGAACUUGAGCAAAGGGAGAGGCUCGAAAACUUGGGGGAAAGUAUUUUCCAACGAUCUUCAGAGGAAAACAAAAGCAAAGUUAUGAAGGUGAGCAGCGAUAUGGUGCAGAUUGAUCCCAUUGCACUGAAGAAGAAACUCAAUAAGAUGUCAAACAAAUUAGGUGCUUUUGCUGUUCUCAGCAGCCUUUUGAUUUACCUCACAGACCUCGUAUCUAAUAGGCUUCCAGCUGAAAACAAAAAAGUCAAGUGGCUAGAAAGCAUAGAAAAAAAUAUGAGCUCAAAGCCUAAAUGCCAAAGCACGAACAAUGGUAUUCGCCCUACAAAAUUUCAACUUCUGCAGUCAAGGUUCAUGAACAACCAUCGUGAGCCCUUACGAAAGAAGCCAAGAGAGGUAGGCAAGUUGAUUAUUAAAGAAAAGCAUUCUGCCCCUAAAAAUGGGCUAAAUUCCAUCAUAAGCAAGUUUGAUAGAAAUUCGUUAACCAAUGAAGAAAGUCCAAAUACGAUAAGCCAAGAAAAAACUAAAUGGAUUAGCUUAUGUGGGAAAAAUACUGUAAAAAAUGUUCUGAAGAAAUUUAUAGCUGCUGAGGAAAAGGAAGCUAAGGAGAAGCAGCCGGAUCUGAAAAAGAACCUACCCAAAAUAAUCAAUAAAAACUCAGUCUUCUCCAAAAUGAAAGAAAAGUUUGAGCAAACCAGUAAUAUUUGUUCAGUUAUUGAUGUGAGAAUAGCUCCCCCCCAUGCAAGAGGGAAAGAAAAGACAAAAAAGGACAAAAAGCCUCUGCAGCAAAAAGCUAUUUGCAAAGGAGAAGCUAAAAUACUAAAGGAUAAUUUGAGAGUAGCAACAAAUAUCAACAGCAAUAAGCCACAACUUUUGGUUUGUACAACUGUCCCUAUACCUAAAUUUUGUGUUGCUAUUGUAAUUAAUCAUCCUUCCAGUUGGGCAACAAAUACCAAAUGCAUCAUUCAGCUUUCUGACAAUAAUGUCCCAGGGUUAAAAAUAAAGGAUUCAGAAAAUAGCAUUCAAUUUGGUGAAAAUGAGAUAUCAGAACACAAGGAACAGAAAGGACAGUUGCAAAGGAAAAUUAAUGAAAUGCCUAAGAUGGCUGCAGACAAAGUAGAUAUGGCUGAAACUUCUGCAAGUCCAGUUCCUAACAUGGGCAACGUUCCACUUUUGAUGGAAGAGGUAUUCCUUGUUGACCAUAAGCUUACUUUACCCUUAGACCCAAACCAGAAACCCUCAUCACCUAAAGAUAGCAUGUUCUCUAGCUCUACAAACAAAGGUACAACACAAACUGCUAAGAAUGAAAAAUCUUCUACUAUUUGCCCCUCUAUCACCUGCCCUACUAAAGGAGUCAGUGCCCUCAGCCAUCAGGAAAUUAAAGAAGAUGAGAUUCCUGCCAUGCCAGAAGAUUUGUGUAGGUCAAAAGAGACAGAAAUAGAAUUAACAGCGUCUGUAAAAGAUCCUCCCCCCUUUGCCAGCCAGAAAUGUUUCUCUAAACAGAAAGUGUUGGAAAAUACUCUACUGUUUCACUCUCCUAUAACUCAGGGAUCAUGUAACAUCGAGCCGUCAAUCAAAAACCAACAAUCAAGUGUUGAACCUGCAGCUAGAGACAAAAUGUCUCUCAGUUGGAAGAAUAGAGAAGAUUUUGGAAGUAGAUUUUCUGAUGGAAUUCAGGACAAAGAAAAACUCUCUGAUAAAGAAGAACUAUUUCUAAAAUGUAUGACAAAUAAUGAUCACAAAACAAAACAAGGAAACCAAAACUUGUCUGACUGCCGGAUAGAAAAUAAAAAUUUGCCUCUGCAGCCCAUGAGCCAACAAAAUUACCAGGAUAACAGCAGGCCAAACUUUUCCAAUAACUCAGAUCAAGCCCUCAUUUCAAAUAAUACUGUAAAAGGAAAUGAUAUUCACAGUGAAUUUGAAAAACAUUACUCGUCUUUGCCUAAUACAAUGAGGAAAUCCCGGUCUAAUGUAGCAGUAGAAAAUAGUAAAGCCAAAUCCUGCUCAAUCAAUGAAAAUACAUAUUCAGAAAACAACACUAACAAGGAAAGGGUGAGCUUGAGCGACUGGCAUAGCUCUCAAAGCCUUGUGAAAGAACUGCUUAGCCAUGAAAGCCACAAUGUAACAGACAGUCCUGGGGCUGCUUCUGAAAAAUGUCAUUUAUCUUCAUUAGAUGAUUCAGCAAAAACAGUACUCAAUAUUGCUGAUGUCAACAGUCCUUUAUGCAAAACAGGGAACUUUCCAACGCCAGCCUCAUCCUCAUUAACAAAGAAUGAAAGUGAUAUUACCUUUUGUUCUCAUUCUAAGAAAUGCCAUAGCCCUUCUCCUAGUGACUCUCUAAAGCCCAAGAAUACACCCAGACAAAAUUACAAAAUAAUGCACAACUUGAGCAAUGAUUUAAUACACAAUGAAAAAAAUGUUGUAGAAGACAAAGAUUUUGGUCAUCAGAGUGGGAAGUAUCAACUGUCUUCAAAAAGGAAGUUUAGGAGGCCUGAAAAUGCCCCUGCACAUCUCAAGCCCAAUGAAGAAACACAACCAAUGUCCUUGGGAAAUGACAUUAGAAAGCAACAAAAGAUGAAAAUGAUGUCAGAAGAAAAGUCUGAGGAGAGCUAUUUCCCUCCCCAAAAUGAAGUAAUGUGUCUAGGAACCAAAGAUGCAGAGAAUAAGGAUUUACCCAAAACAGCACAACAUCUGACUUCUUUAUCAAUCAUCAAAAGGGAAGAAGAGAAAAAUAAGACAGAAGAUAACAAUCCUUCACCAAAAAUGUCACAUACUUCCAAAACUUCCCAGAAAUCAAGAAAAAAUGAGUUUACAAAGGAUAGCGGUGGUAUAACAGAAACAAAAGUUUCUCAGACAGAGCAGUUAACACCACCUAAAUCUAAAACUAGUAACAUAGGAACAGUACUCUCCAUAGUCACCACUUCAAAAUGCCCAACACCACCAAGGGAACCAGUGAAACACAAAGAUGUUACAGCACAAGAUGACACUAUUAUACCUUCAAUAGUCAAACACUCAAAAUACCAAAUAUCACCAAGGGAACCAGCAAAACAGGAAGACAUUACAGUAGAGGACAACAGUUCUACGCCUACUAUGGUCAAAUAUUCAGAAUACCAAACACCACCAAGGCAAACAGUAAAAGAGGAAGGUGCUAUAACACAAAAUAAAAGUACUAAAACAGCCCAGCUCCCUUUACUCAAGAAAUCAAUGAAAGAUGAUAAUAUAAGGGGAAAUAAUUCUCAAGAUAAUCUUCAGAAUGAGAAAAUAGCAUCUAGUAACAAAAUGAAGCCUGGAAGUAAUCCAGAAAAGAUGAGAGAUAAUAGUAAUAAUUCAAUCCCAAACCAGUUAUCCUUCAAACACAAAUGCUCAAAAAAUGAAAAGAACAGUGCAACAGAUGAGAGCAUUCUGAAUCCUUUUAAGAAAAGUAAAAUGUCAUUUUCACCAAAAGAAUUAAAAGCAGACCCAAAAAAUACGGCAGCUGCAAUUACACAGAAGCCAUCCUUAAAUGACUCUAGAAACCCUCACUUGAUUACUAAGAGCAAAAAGCAUGAGCAAGAUUCUAAGAAAUAUCAGCUACUCUCAUCAGAUGUGACAUCACUGAAUAAACAGCAGGAUGAUAAUGUGGCAGGAGGGAAAGAACUGCCGCAGAUACAAACCCCAAAAGGUUACAUCAAAUCAAAAUCUAACAUAGAAGUUGAAAUGUAUAAACAUCAACAACCUGAAAAAUCAUGUCUGCCCUCCAAUCCAGAAACACAUGAGCGGAAUGCUCACAGAAAAAAAGGUUCCUUGAAGAACUUCAACAAAUACAGACUUCCAACAUUGAGUCAUGAUAAAACUUUGUCAAAGGAAAAAAUAAGCUAUGAGCAUAAUGAAGACCCUAAAGAAGGAACUUCAAACAAAACCCACCCACCCAAACAGAAGAAUACAGAGCAUUCCUCUAAUAAAUACCAAAUACCAGGAACAAAUUACUUGUCUGGGCUGAAAUAUGGAGAAUUUAAAGAAGUUGGAGCUGCAGCAAUGGACGAGAAUGAAGCUACGUUAGUAGAAAAAUACAAAGCUGAAAGUUACAGUGAAGAAACCACACCAUUGUCUUUUAAGCCACUGAUUAUUCGGGCAAUUGAUACAAUUAAGCUUGACAACUGAAAUAACUUCAAAUCCAUAUUCCAUUGAUGGAAGCUUGUUCAGUUUCUGCCACAUUUCUCUUCAAGGCAUAGAAACCACAUGGAAAUGGCUGUCCAGUGAUUAAUUUUGCCAUUAAAGUAGCAUAAUUGAAACAUUGAAAUAGCAUAAUGGUAACCAAGAGUAAAUAUAGCCUAAGAUUCAUGGGAAAUCUUUAAUGUAGUGUUUAAGGGCAUAUGAAGCCAUGAAGUAGAAUGAAGUGGGUACCAUUUCAAACUGCACAGAAAAUGCAUAAUCUAAAAGUGCUUGGUUUUUUUGUAACAAAGAUCGGUGAUGUUUGUCAUGUAUGGACAAAUUUGUCCUCACUUUCAUUUAGAUGACAGGAACCUUUAUAAGAAGGCAGGACACAUCCUACUAUCUCAACUUUGUAACAUCUUUCUGCUACAUUGUAUACUUACAUGUUAUGCCCUAACAGUAAAAACAACAGAAGGUUCCAAAGUUCAUUAAAACACUUCUCACUUCUCUCCUCUCUCUUUUACAAUCAUAGCUUUCUCAUUCUUCUCCUUCAUUCUGACCCAUUUGUUUUCCUUUUAUAUAUUUAUUUUAGAAUUCGACCAUUGUAUCUUUUGUCUAUAUGACCAAAUCACCUCCACAUAUUUCUUUUGUAUUGAUAACUCAAUUCCACACUCAUUCAGCACCUCUUCAUUCUUGAUCCUACCUCUCCUUGUUUUACUCCAUUCUCUUCUUAAUUUUACUGCUUCAAUGCAUCCAAUUUACUUUUACAUUUUUCCUGGUAUACUCAGGUGUAACUUCCACAUAACAAAGUGAGCAGAAACACGCUCUUAUACAGUCAUUUUCACUUCUUUUGAUAAAUAUUUGUCUCUCACAGAACAUCACAUCCCAUUCAAAAUCUCUGUUAUCGGUAAUUCCCUGUCUGAAAGUUUCUGGACUCAUUUUCCUAUCCACAAUCCAACUUUAAGUUGUGAUAAAAGUGCCAAUUUUCAUGAUCCCACAAAACUGCUUUUUUUUUAAUUCUUGGAAAUUAAGAAAUGUGGAUUAAAAAUGUAUGAGUGGUAUUAUAGGAAUUUAUGGGAGUGGGAAAGAAAAACCUAUUUCUGAGGAUUUCAAAAAUCUGAAAAAAGGAGACUUCACAAAUUAUCAACUACCUUUGGCCAAAAUUGCUAAAUGGAAUCUCUGUCUAAUAAAGCAGGUUUUAUUUAUUUAUUUAUGAGACUUAUAUACCGCUUUAAGUGCAAGCAUUCUCUAAGCGGUGUACACCAGUAAGCAAUGUAUAUAUAUAUAUUUACAUUGCCCCCAACAAUCUGGGUCCUCAU